Pangasianodon hypophthalmus (striped catfish) is the source of this 1157-nucleotide messenger RNA. It is a transcript of the gene hikeshi, whose product is annotated as heat shock protein nuclear import factor hikeshi. The transcript is spliced from 5 exons. Gene Ontology annotation, cellular component: cytosol; nucleus. The coding region runs from base 275 to 868 and encodes 197 amino acids. Gene Ontology annotation, molecular function: Hsp70 protein binding; nuclear import signal receptor activity. Lineage: Eukaryota; Metazoa; Chordata; Actinopteri; Siluriformes; Pangasiidae. Gene Ontology annotation, biological process: protein import into nucleus. The record is from RefSeq and is a predicted model, not a curated record.
GGGGUCGGAGGUUGGAGCAGUUGUCUCAGCUUCUCAGCUGCUGGUUGAGGACUGCCUACUUUUCGAAGUUUCUAGCAGCAGCAGCAGGAAAAUCAUCUGCAGUCUGAUGGGCUCUUUGCUUGUGGCCUCAUCAGGGCGCUUGUAAUGUUUGUGUGCUCGCGGACGCACGAGCGCUCAUGAAGCCAUGAUCAGAGGUUCAGGAGGUUUUUUAUGUGUUUCUUGGUUGGAAAAGAAUUCUUUAAUAAACUAGCACUACACUGGCUGACAGCUGAUCAUGUUUGGGUGUCUAGUUGCAGGCAGAUUGGUCCAGACCGACGCCCAGCAGGUGGCUGGUGAUAAAUUUGUGUUCAACCUGCCGGACUAUGAGAAUGUGAACCAUGUGGUGGUGUUCAUGCUGGGCACAGUGCCUUUCCCUGCUGGCAUGGGAGGUGCUGUUUACUUCUCCUUCCCCGACCCCAGUGUGGGCCAGGUGUGGCAGCUGCUGGGCUUCAUCACCAACGAAAAGCCAAGUGCCAUCUUUAAAAUCUCGGGCCUAAAAGCUGGUGAAGGUGGAAGUCAUCCGUUCGGGAUGAUGGCUGCUCCACAGGCCGCCUCAGUGGCUCAGGUCGGCGUUUCCGUUGAACCCCUCGACCAGCUCGCUCAACAGACACCGGUUUCCAAUGCAACCGUCUCCACCAUGGAUUCCUUCACACAGUUCACCCAGAAGAUGUUGGAGAGUCUGUACAACUUCACCUCCUCCUUCGCUCUGUCACAAGCUCAGAUGACACCAAACCCCUCGGAAAUGUAUGUUCCAGCCAGCUCCAUCCUUAAAUGGUAUGAGAACUUCCAGAGACGAAUGGUGCAGAAUCCAAACUUCUGGAAGACAUGACAUGCUUUAUUGACUAAGCUCUUAAUUAACACAGGAGCAGAAAAUUGUGAAUUCAUAUUAUCAUUUGGCUUGCCUUGGAUGUAAGAAUUUCAUGCCAACAUCAGUAAAUCUUAUGUAUUUUAUAGCUCUUAUGGAACAGCAGACAAGUAAAUACAGUAUUACAGUACAGUUUUAAUGCAGUGGACACUGGCUGGUUGUUUUGGGGUUUGCCAGCUGAGGAUAAGUUACAGAAUUUUCAUAUUGAAUGAUUGAUAUUUGUAAUGUGGCUAUAAAAAUGCAGUCUUUCACA